AAGCCAGCCACCUCCAUCCGCUCCCACUCGGCGCCGCCGUUUCCUCCUCCACUGAAAUCCCCCAUCAAAACCCUCUUCUUCCUCAACGCCGGCGACGCGACUCCGCCCACACCACCACGUCCGGCGAGCCCAGGCCACUCCAUCGUGUAUCCGCGACACGCUGAUCAUCAUGGAGGUGUUCUCCAUCCUUCUUGAGCACGGAUGACGCGAGGCUGCGCCGAUAUCCGCGGCGCCCAUCAACUCCGGCCGGCCGUAUCUUCCCCUCCGAUCUGCCACGGACGCGCCCGCGGGAGCACAGGACUUUUGAUCUCCGCUGCUAAUUUGGACGAACACUUGGUAGCGAGGCAUGAGCCCUGCGAUGGCGAUAGCGCCAGGCGCCAGCGUCGAUGGAGGCAUGGCGUUGUGCCACUGUGUCCGCAUGGCAUAGCAUGGUAUGGAGGUCAUGCAAUCGAUGACGGAGCUUCGAGCUCACCCUCGAGUGGCGGGCAAGUUUCUAGCGAAGGCAGUUCGAUACGUGGGCGGUGGGCCGUGAACUGGAGAUUUUGUUCCUUGAUACGUAGGCCGUGCAACAGUAGAGGCCGUCUGCCUGCCUGCUGCGAAGGAGCCCCUUCUCAUGGAUCCGGAUAGCAUUGCAGACCCACUCCUGUAUUUGUGUGUUCGGAACUUCCCCGAAAAUACAACUCAAGACAGCCUCAAGGAACUACUAAUCAGUAAGAGUGUUGAAGGAUUCGAACACGUGGACAUAAUAAAAAAAAACAAGCAGAAGCCGUAUGCAGCUAUUAAAUUCAGGGAUGCAGAGCCGGCUUACAGGGCCGUUAAACUCGUGAACAAGGAAGAUCAAAAUGGGCAUCGUAGCGGGCUAGCGGCAGUGACAGAUGUGAACGUGGCCAGUAGUUCAGGACGAGCAGCAGUUGGAACUACGGGAGGAAAAGACGAGAUAGCAGUUUCCUUUUUCUCCCAUUGUCAGUGGAUCAUUAAGGGUAGGAGUAAAUACAAGGAUUUCAUCAUCAGACUGCGUGACCUAUUGGUCCACCGCAAGGAUGGUUUCCCGGAGUAUAUCGUGGAGGAGAAAGACGGCCAACCAAGCACUAACCCAGUGCUUGGGGAACAGCAAGGUGGCAAACGGCCAGAGCGGUGGAUUCACAUCGAGUUAACUGCGAACGAGGGGGGCGACCAAGAGUCAACAACACUAGUCAUCCGGGAUGACAACCUUUAUGUCAAAGGCUUCACCGGCAAGGACGGAAAGUGGUUCGAGCUUUGCGAGGACAGAGAACCGGCCGGGGAGAAGCUCCCACCGGAAUACAAAGCCACGAAGCUGUGGGGCUGCAAGUACGACAAUUUAAUGAAGCUCAAUGACAAUGACCAAGUCAAGAAGACACUCAAGUCCACCAAGCUGGGUAAGGCCUUCGCGGAGAGGGCCGUGCGCAGGCUCUCGCGCUACUGCCGGGUAGAGAAUAAUGAUGAUAUCCCCGUCCGGCUGGCACUGGCGGGCCUGAUCGUGAUGAUCUGUGAGGCCGCAAGGUUCAGGCCUCUACUCAACCACUUUGCAGGUGCUGAUUGCUGGGAAAAUGGGAAGGGACUAGAGCCGAAGGUGGUCGAUAACGUUGAAGUGAACCUUGUGGAUUUAAUCUGGAAUUGGAAAAGCAUGUCAGCCGCUCUGCUCAAGUGGAGGGGCAGUAAAGGUAGUCAAUGGAACGAAGAGUGCGGUGCCAAGUCUGCGGACGAUGCGUUAAAAUAUGUUCACCUCGUGCUAAAGCCCAAGGAUACAGAUGUCAGUGGCCGUAACAAAACCCACGUGGAGAUUCUUCAAGUCUCUGCCAACUUCAGCGUCGGUGACAUCAAUGUCAUCGACGACCGGAAACAGAAAAAGCAGAAUAUCUACGCUAAGGAACCAGAGCAGGCCUCCAAACAGGCUGUCUACGAGGAAAAAAUGGCCCCUUUGGAGGUGAUUGUACGCAAGGGCAUCUCGGGGUAUGCCUGGUUUGGCAUGGAAGUUAACGGCUGCUCCAUAUUACCCGCUGGUGAGGAUAGCAUCAAAAUGAGAUGGGAUUGCGAGAAGGUCAGAGAUGCUACUCAACUUGUGACCCGCGACAUCACUUUAGGCGCCGGCGGCAGGAUACGCUUCACCUACUUGGUGAUGUCCAAUCCUGUACAGGCCACCGUGGCGAUCAAGCUGCGGCUCCCAGAAGAUUAUUUGCCAAAUGCUUUCAAAAAAUAUUCCACUGCAGUAGAUGGGGGCGGAGGCAGAAAUUACACCGCUAGCGGCGCGUGCAUCAGUGACUUCAAACACUACCCGAUCGUGCUCUUCAGAAGCCCAUCGAAUCCAAGUCGUUGACCCUUGAGCUGGACCGAUCCGCCAUUCAGGUGCCGCAAGGUAAACUACAGCUCCAGAUUGACAUGGGGAAGCUGCAUAUUGGGGUGCCGGAUGGUUCCAGCAACAGAGAGGUCCGGUUCCACAGUGGUAAGAGCCGCCUCAGCUUCGACGUUAAGGAUUCGAAUCCUUCAAAAAUAAUUUCCCUCGAUGACGGCAGUGAACUCGAAGUGAAAGUCACCUGGAAGGGUAUCAAGACGAUCAAAACGAAACCUGAAGUAGUGUGGAAGAACAUUGCGGAUAAAAAGGAGUUCACUACAUGCAUAGGUGCCCUGCGUGUCCAGAUCGCCCAAGAAUGCCAGGAUGUCUUGAAGGACUGCAAAGAAGACGAAUUACCCUCCGACUGCACCAAGGAUAGUCACCCGGUGAUCACCAGUCCAGAUCAGCGGUGGACUCACGUCAAGCUGCAAGUGGGCGACGUGAAGUCGGCGACAACAGGAGAGGGAUCCUCGGUAGGGGCACUCCAACCCCACGCAUCAGUGACACUAGCCAUCCUGAAUCACUAUUGCCGUGUGUUUGGUUGGAGAGCGGAGCGAGCCGGAGUGGGUUCAACCCGUUCCCACGAGCGUUUGGUUUGGGGUUGAGUACGGAUGGGUUCAACUCAGAGGGAAUAUUCUCACAAUAUGCGAGUUGGC
Panicum virgatum (switchgrass) is the source of this 3006-nucleotide messenger RNA. RefSeq lists its product as uncharacterized. The record is from RefSeq and is a predicted model, not a curated record. Lineage: Eukaryota; Viridiplantae; Streptophyta; Magnoliopsida; Poales; Poaceae. Gene Ontology annotation, biological process: negative regulation of translation. The coding region runs from base 614 to 2335 and encodes 573 amino acids. The transcript is spliced from 10 exons. Gene Ontology annotation, molecular function: rRNA N-glycosylase activity; RNA binding.